This is a messenger RNA of Manduca sexta (tobacco hornworm), 998 nucleotides long. It is a transcript of the gene RpL8, whose product is annotated as 60S ribosomal protein L8. Gene Ontology annotation, cellular component: ribosome; cytosolic large ribosomal subunit. Lineage: Eukaryota; Metazoa; Arthropoda; Insecta; Lepidoptera; Sphingidae. Gene Ontology annotation, biological process: cytoplasmic translation. The record is from RefSeq and is a predicted model, not a curated record. Gene Ontology annotation, molecular function: RNA binding; structural constituent of ribosome.
CGAUAAGUUUUAUGUUCAACUAAAACAUUUAAAGUUACCGAGCGACAUUAUCGUUGAAUAAAUUUUAUGAUUGCUAUAGCAAGUGGCAACUUACAUUAGCAAUAUUUAGUAAUUUGACAUUACAUUAUAUGUUGGCAACACUGGGUGUGUUCUUUCAAAAUUGACCGUCUAGAUAGUUGACGGCUUGUAAUCAUGGGUCGUGUGAUACGUGCUCAGCGUAAAGGUGCCGGUUCGGUAUUCGUUUCUCACACCAAAAAAAGGAAAGGAGCACCCAAGCUACGCUCUUUGGAUUAUGCCGAACGCCACGGUUAUAUCAAGGGAGUUGUAAAGGACAUCAUCCAUGACCCGGGCAGAGGUGCACCCCUAGCUGUUGUUCAUUUCCGUGACCCGUACAAGUUUAAGACCCGUAAGGAAUUGUUCAUUGCUCCUGAAGGUCUCUACACUGGACAGUUUGUGUACUGUGGAAAGAAAGCCACUCUUGAAGUUGGCAAUGUCAUGCCUGUUGGUGCAAUGCCUGAGGGUACCAUUGUAUGUAACUUGGAGGAGAAGAUGGGUGACCGAGGUCGGCUGGCCCGUGCUUCUGGCAACUUUGCUACUGUUAUCGGACACAAUCCCGAUGCCAAGCGUACCAGGGUGAAGCUUCCAUCUGGUGCUAAGAAAGUGCUUCCAUCAAGCAACAGAGGAAUGGUUGGCAUUGUUGCUGGUGGUGGACGUAUUGACAAACCCAUCUUGAAGGCCGGACGUGCUUACCACAAGUACAAGGUGAAGCGUAACUGCUGGCCAUAUGUGCGAGGUGUUGCCAUGAACCUUGAGCAUCCUCACGGUGGUGGUAACCAUCAACACAUAGGUAAAGCAUCGACUGUCAAGAGAGGUACCUCUGCUGGUCGCAAGGUCGGUCUUAUUGCUGCGCGCAGAACCGGUAGGAUUCGUGGUGGCAAGACUGACACUAAGAAGGAGGCGUAAAUUUAUAAUCCAAAAUAAAAAAAUAUCACUCACAA